Messenger RNA from Stylonychia lemnae, 1098 nucleotides. The record is from the annotation of a GenBank genome assembly. NCBI's taxonomy places the organism in Eukaryota, Ciliophora, Spirotrichea, Sporadotrichida, Oxytrichidae.
AUGAAUUCAGUAUAUAGUUUAGAUAACAAAACUUUUUAUAGCUGCAAACAAUCAAACAAUUUGCUUGAAAAUAAAUCACAUUAGCUACAUUGUGGAGAUACUCUAUGUGAAGAAUGUUAAUAAUAAUAGACUGAUCAAAUCUAGAAUGAGUAAAUUAUACUUAAGCAUUUGCAAUGUUAAAUUGAGAAUGAUCAUCUUCAAAAGAAAGAUCCCUCUUAUAUCAAAUGUGAUAAACACGUUGAAUAGGAUGUAGAAACAUUUUGCUAGAGCCAAAAUAAAUUACUCUGUAGCAGAUGCUUGCAAGAAAGCACUCAUUUUGAUGAUAAAGAUUCAUAUAUUCCAUUUGAUAGAAAAUUUCUAGAUGAAUCACUUGCAAGCAUGAUUCCAAUUCUUAGGGAGGAGAUUAAUUAAAUUUAAAACUUGAUAGAUGAUAUUAAUUGCUUCAUUAAUAAUGAAAACUACAACCAAAUUGAUCAAGUAGAAACCAAUGAAAAAGAUAAAUUAGAAGCUGAGACAUUAUUUAAACUAAUAGAAACGGAGAGACCAAAAUACUAAGGAUUCAGAAGAUUGGUAGACUACCACUUAUCUACUCUGGACAAUAGUAUUGAUGCUCAAUAAAAACUUCUACCUAUAUCUGGUAAAACGAAAUUGCUGUACAAAGGUACUAGAGAUGGAUUUCAAGCAUAAGACUUUCACUUAUAUUGCGAUAACUACGGUCCAAUAGUUUCAUUCAUUUUGAGUGAGCAUGGACAAGUUUUCGGAUGCUAUACAUCAAUUUCUUGGUCAUUUGCGAGCGGUUAUUAAAAGGAUAAAGAUGCCUUUAUAUUUAGCUUGAGUAAAAAUUCAUUGCACAAAUAAUACCAAAACAAAGAUUACGCAGUUUAUCAUCACCUACAAUCCUUAUAGGUUUUUGGAAAUGGCUAUGAUCUUUGCAUAUCGAGUGAAUGCAAUAUUAACAAUGCAAGUUCUUGUUAUUUAGGUUGUACAUAUGAGCCUCCAAAGGGCUAUUAUGUAGGAGAUCAACAAACAAAUGAAUACUUAGGAGGAAGUUACUAAUUUAAGGUAGUCGAGAUAGAGGUAUAUUCAGUUUAAAUGUGA